Messenger RNA from Pelagomonas calceolata, 2020 nucleotides. NCBI's taxonomy places the organism in Eukaryota, Pelagophyceae, Pelagomonadales, Pelagomonadaceae. The record is from the annotation of a GenBank genome assembly.
CAAAAAUCAUCCUGUCAUCUCGCAAAAAACUCCCUGUCGUCGAUUUUGCAAGCUGCCCCAAGCCAGAGCAACGCAUUUUUGCACCAAGAUUGCAGCCCUGCGGUCAACUGACCUGCUGAAGAAGGAAGGCUAUCCGGCCGUCCCUCGAACGCGGCUGCCCGCAUCCCAUGCAUGCGUGUCGCAUGGGCAGCACAACUUGCAAGCUGGCCCUCGUGGCAGCACUGAUCGGAGGCACCGUAGCGGAGAACCGGACGACGACGCUGCGCGACCUGCCCGCCGGGACGCGCGGCCGCUGGGAGUACAAGGACGGCGACUUCGUCUUCUACAACAAGAGGGAGCUGGUCCUGCGCCUGCGCGCGCCGACGGUGAAAAAAACAAAGCGGUCGCACGACCACCACGGAACCUUCGACGCGUCGUGUCUCGUGCGGGCGGAUCCGAGGACCGUGCUCGCGGGAAUGCGAGGCGGCUGGGGCGUACUCGAGACCGGCAAGCCGUCCGUGGAGUGCGAACAUAAAUCCAAGACGCAGCUCUGCCGGGACCGGGCGGCGGAGAAGCGGCAAAAUGGGGAAUGGGUGCCCCUGGCCAUCAUGACCGUCGCGACGUCGGAGGCGGCGCGGCGGCGGCUGCUCGACAAGGCGCGUCGCUCCUGGCGGCUCUGGCAGGCGAUCGGCCGGCGACGUGACAAGCGCAAGCAGCCGGCUCAGCGCCGCGCCAAGCGCAAGCCUCCGGUACUGAAUCCGGCCCCGCCGGCUCCGACGAGUCCCGUCGCGCAGCGGCCACCGGAAUGCAAAAAGCAUCCCCGGCGGAAGGGCUGCCGGGACCCGCCACCGCCGGCGCCCGAGCAGGCGGAUCCGGGCCUCCCGUGGGUGCAGCGACGGGGAGGCCCUGCAAAAAAAUUAGGCCGGGUGGCCGGGUACUUCAAGCGCGAGGCGAUGCUGUUUAAGGCUAUGGACCGCGCCAUCGCGGCGGCGGCGCCGGGCGCGACGCCGAAUGUGCUAGACAUAGGCGCGAACCACGGCAUCUUCGCGAUCUUCGCGGCGCUCCGGGGCGCGCGCGUCGCGGCGGUCGAGGCCCAGGCGGCGCUCGCGAGCCUCGUCAAGGUGUCGGCUCUGGCGAACGGCGUCGACGUGGAGGUCUACCACAACGCCGUGCUCGACGUGCCCGCGGUGGUGGAGAUCUGUGUGGAAAUCAACCAGUGUGUCGGGUGCACGAUAAUUCUUCACUAAGUCAUCUCUCGGCGAUGACGCGGCCGUCCUGGCUCGGUCGAGGGGUAAGGAACCGGCAUCGCCACGCCAUCGAGCAGGCGUCGCGUCGAUGGCGUGGAGGGCGACGCGACGAUUCUGCACGAACGCGCCGUAAAAUUUUGAUUUCCACACAGGUGGAGAUCGCGGAACUGGGCGCGGCGAACGACUUCAACGAGGGCGGCACGGCCUCCCUGGGCGCGGCGCGAAUGGCCUCCGAGGGCGGCGAAGAAGUGAUGAUGGCGCAGGUCCGCACGGCGAGCGUCGACCUCGUCGCCAGCGAGGUCUUCGGCGCGGACGCGACGAUCGACUUCCUGAAGAUCGACGUCGAGGGCGUGGAGAUCCCCGCCCUCCGGUCGUCGCUCGAGCUACUGGGCAGAGGAGGCGUCCGCGAUGCGUCCGUCGAGUUCGGCCCCGCGAAGCGCUGGGCCGAGUCGGAGCAGCACGGCGUCGCGGGCGCCAACCCGGCGGCCGCGGUCGACGUCCUACACAAGAUCGACGCCGCGGGCUACGACGCGUACCUCACGUGGGGGCGGUUCUGCGUGCCGCCGCUGAACGCGACGGGUGAGCUCGCGGACGAAGCGUUCGCGCGCGAGUGCCAGCUCGAACUCGUGAAGAGCGGCUUGCCCCACCCGUGCAGGAAGGAAGUAGCAAGACUUGUAGCAAGAGGUUCUGUAUGAAUAAGCUUUUCGUUUGUGUUUUCUUAGAAGGCGCUUCCCGUUCUACCAUAAACGGCACGGGGCAACAACCGUGUGUUCUAAGUGUUUAGACGCCGAAAA